GAACCGCGAACUCGUCGCCAACCAUCUCCUUCAGCGGCUUGCAGUCUUUGCGAGGCGGUGACGCCACCGUUGCAGCGUACUUUGCAGAACAACUCCAUAAUCAGGACAAAAUGGGAUAUCCACAAGAGAGCUUCAUGUUCACCGUGGGGAAGCUAGAUGCCGGAAUGGCUAUCCUGCUUGGGGAGCGCGCCCACCUCAUCGAGUUUCCCUCGCUGCUUCUCCCACCCGGCGCGACGACCGGGUCGAUAGUCAACAUAUCGGUGCAGCGCAACGUUGCCGAGGAGAAGAAGCGCGACGCUGAGUUCUGGCAGUUGCAAGAUGACAUCCUGCAGACGUACGGCACCCGCUCCCCCCAGUCUCCAAAGCUCGAACUCCGGAACGUUACCCAAACAUCCGUCACGCUCGAGUGGCCGCCCCUCCAGCUGGCCGCCGCCAAGCUCCGCUCUCUCGACAUCUACCGCAACCGCCAACGGCUCGCAGCGAUCCCUUCUCCCCUCACCAACACCUCCACCAAGCUCUCCGGCCUGCAAAUCGACACCGAGUACACCUUCCAGCUCGUCCUGCGCACCUCCGCCGGCAUCCACCCCUCGAACGUCCUCCACGUGCGCACGCACACCAUGGCCGACACCUCCGGCAUCUCCGUCUGCUUCGGCAACGUGCAGGACGCCGUGCUUCUCGAGAACGCCAAGAUGGCCCUCCGCGAGAUGGGCGCGUGCUGGAGCGAGAAGAUCCAGAUCGACACGACCCACUUCGUGUGCACGACUCCCGCCGCCACUCCCGGCGCCGCUGCCGCAUCAUCCCCCGGUGGCCUCUCUUCUGCGCCCGGCGUCGAGUACCAGAAGGCGCUGCAGCUCAGCAUACCCGUCGUCCAGCCACACUGGGUCCUCGCGUGCCACUCUGCCAAAAAGAUGGUGCCCAUCCACCCAUACUACCUCGGCGCAAACCCGCCCGCGCAGAUCACCUUCACGCGGCCACAGUCCAUGUCCCAAGCGAACCUCUCCCGCGGCUCGCCUGGCUCCCCAUCCGCACAGCAGACGCGCACAGCGAACCGACAGUCGCUCCCCUCACAGCGCGUGUCGACGACAUCUCCACCCGUGGCGGUGCCGAGAUUCGAGCCCACACCCGAGGAGCACGACGUCGAGCAGCUCAGCGUGGAGCACGACGAGCACGCGCCCGGGCAUGCGCGCAAGGGCACGAUGAGCAAGGACUUCCGCUUCCCGCCGCCUGCGCCGCUGCCAGAGAACGAGGAGCAACCGGCUCAAGCGCCAACCCCGCCACAGGAGGAAAAGGCUCCCGUGCACGCUCAGGAGACCCCCGAGUCGGAAGAGGCGAGCCUUAAUGCGGUGAGCGCUGUCGCGCCGUCGAGCGUGGAGGUGCCGCCGCCUCCACCUGUCGAGAAGGAAGUAGUGCACAGUCCGGUGCAUGACUCGGCAGACGAAGAUAUUGGGGAGACGGAGGAGAUUUCUCUGCAAUGACGGUCGAGACUGCUGAAGCGCACUCGUCACCAUCAUUCCGCAUCACUCUGGAGUGUGAUCAGGCAUUGCGAGGGACGAUCCGCCAGAGCACAGCUGCCGUUGUAUAGAUGUAUACCCAUUCAUUAGGCUUGUGCUCCUUGCUAUCUUCACUGUGACUUAGGAGAGUAGGUACUGCAGAGCUAGCAGAAGUUGAAUUGCGUCUGGGACAGUCUUGACAGCACCGUCCAUAUCAAUUUCAACCAAACAACAGCAUCAACGCGUACAGUACUUAGGAAGUGUGGCUAUUCAGGCAACAACAAGUCUGUCUCUGUAGAAUAUACUUUCUCGUAUCUCGUAA
Molecule: messenger RNA, 1812 nt
Organism: Laetiporus sulphureus 93-53
Lineage: Eukaryota; Fungi; Basidiomycota; Agaricomycetes; Polyporales; Laetiporaceae
Exons: 6
Coding region: 111-1475 (454 amino acids)
Biological process (GO): Golgi to plasma membrane transport; conjugation with cellular fusion
Cellular component (GO): exomer complex; trans-Golgi network
Molecular function (GO): protein dimerization activity
Source: RefSeq, a predicted model, not a curated record